AUGGCCCCAAGGAUCCUCAUAGCAAAGAAGAAGGGCCUGAGUCUUACAGUGAAGAUCCCGCUGUCCGCCGUCCCCAGGACCAUCACGGGGACCAGGAAGCGGGAAGCCACACCGGCUCAGGCCCCAGAAACUGACCGCAAUGAGGAGAGCCUUCGCCUGCGGGCACUUGCCACCAUGCCUGGGUACCAGGACAGGGACAUGGUGGAGGAAAUCGAGCAGGAGAAGGCUCGCCUGGAGGCCAUGGAGGUGGCGGACCAGGAGCAACAGGAGGAGCCACCUCGACCACUCCCGGAAGGCCAAGAGCGGGAGCGCCUUCUUCGCUGGGCCCUCACGUUCCAGGCCCGCAUCCCUGAGUCGGACUGGAGGCGUGAGGAACGCCAGCGAAUGGAGGUGGUCCGCGCCAUCCGGGAGGAAAUGGUAACAGACCAGACGGACGGCAGGACAACUGAGAUUCCGUCCGAACAUGGGACCUUAAAAUCCCAUUGUUCGGACACCUCAAAAGGGUCCCAGUUGUCCCUGGACGGGCAAGCGGAGAAAGAGCUGGAGGACUACCUGGGCGGGGACGCGGAGUCAGUACUGGCUGGAAAGGGGGAGACCAUCAACCCCCAACCAGCUAGAACAUCAACUCCGCCCCCUACACUCCGACGCCCAGAACCACCACCACCACAGCCAACGGACCAUCCACCACCGCAGCCGACCGACCAUCCACCACCGCAGCCGACCGACCAUCCACCUCCAGAAACACCGACCAGCCAUCAACCCCCGCAGCCAACCACCGACAAUUCACCGCGCAACCACCAACAGCCACCGACCGACCAUCCACCAGCACCAGCCACCGACCAUCCACCACCGCCGCCGACAGAUCCACCAGAACCACAGCCGACCGACCAUCGACCUCCACCACCAUCCAGCCGUCGGCCUCAAGGAGUCGAGGCCACCCAGGCUGGUUGCCUGUGA
Phymastichus coffea is the source of this 957-nucleotide messenger RNA. RefSeq lists its product as uncharacterized. NCBI's taxonomy places the organism in Eukaryota, Metazoa, Arthropoda, Insecta, Hymenoptera, Eulophidae. The coding region runs from base 1 to 957 and encodes 318 amino acids. The transcript is spliced from 3 exons. The record is from RefSeq and is a predicted model, not a curated record.